UCUUCAAACACAACCGUCAAGCUUGUAAUGUCUACGUACCUAUUUUUAGUAUAGUUUUAUUUAAUAUUUACCUUUAUGCGUAGGAGAAACAUAUUUGUACGCUCCUUGGGAGUAUUAGCUAGGAAAUUUAGGGUCUUACAGGAGACAUGGAUUUUACCGUGGUGGGGAAGUGGGGGAUUGGCAUCUGCGCCUCUUUGGGCCAUGGAUUCGGUGGUUUUAGUCAUAAAACUGUGUUCCGCCUGCGUUGUUGCUGUCCUGAAGGUACUUAUACCGCCUACAAUGAAGAGUUUGCACGGAGAAACUGUACUUAUAACAGGCGCAGGCCACGGCAUAGGCCGGGAACUGGCCAUGCAGUUCGCAGAGCUAGGCGCAACUGUCGUAUGUUGGGACUGCGACGCGCGCAGCAACAAUGCUGUGGUUCAGGAGAUCCGAAGCAAAGACGGAGACUGCUUCGGUUACACAGUCGACGUAACAGUGCGCGAGCAAGUCACGGGUCUAGCGGCGUUGAUGCGGCGGCAGUUGACUGAAAUCUCGAUGAUUGUCACCAACGCUGGAGCGGCGACAUGCGCUCCAUUGACGCACCUCCGACCAGAGGCUGUUAUGAAACUUAUUGAGAUCAAUUUUCUAGCGCACGUUUGGCUGAUACAAGCAUUUCUACCAAGUAUGAUUGAGAGGCGGCGUGGACACAUCGUCGCUAUUAACUCCAGUGCCGGGCUCAUGCCCAGUGCAGACAUGGUGCCUUACUGCGCAGCCAUGUUUGGUCUCAGAGGUUUUAUGGACGCAAUAACGGAAGAGUUGAGAUUGGACGCGUGGACAAAAAACAUUCACACGACAUCAGUGUAUCUGGCAACGGUGAACACGGGACUGUACCCGUCGCCUACGCAUCGCUUCACCUCGUGGUACUCUGAGCUUUCGGCCAAGCAAACUGCUAAGAUCAUUAUUGAAGGAAUUCGCAGAAACCAUAAGUGCAUCAGCAUACCUCCGUUCAUGACGUCUUUAAUUGAUAUCCAUAACCUUAUGCCGUACAGAAUACGCAUCAUUCUCACAGAUUUCUUCAACUUUGGCAAUAGGGGAUGGUUUUGUUUUUGCUAAAGGCAGAUUCUUAUAACAAUCUAUAGAAUUAUGACUAAUAAUUGGCCAAAUUAUAUUGGUCUUAUUAAUUUCACAAGUUUGAUUUUCUUAUGUCAAUAACUUGCUACAAAUGUUCGUUGUUAACUUCACAAUGUUUCGGCAAAAUUCUUUGUAGGGUAGUUCGUUUUAAACCUUGUAUUUAUUAGCUGUAGUUGUUUUUAAAUGAAUACUGCCUUACUAUCAGUCACAAUGGUGAUUUGUAAACAACUUUAGGUGUUAUUAAAAUAAAUCAAUUUCUUAAUUAAUGUAGGUUUUUAUUUAUUGUAAGGUAAUUCCAA
Molecule: messenger RNA, 1409 nt
Organism: Hyposmocoma kahamanoa
Lineage: Eukaryota; Metazoa; Arthropoda; Insecta; Lepidoptera; Cosmopterigidae
Product: 17-beta-hydroxysteroid dehydrogenase 13-like
Exons: 6
Coding region: 76-1092 (338 amino acids)
Cellular component (GO): lipid droplet
Molecular function (GO): oxidoreductase activity, acting on the CH-OH group of donors, NAD or NADP as acceptor
Source: RefSeq, a predicted model, not a curated record